Messenger RNA from Drosophila obscura, 553 nucleotides. Its product is annotated as dynein light chain roadblock-type 1. The coding region runs from base 90 to 443 and encodes 117 amino acids. The transcript is spliced from 2 exons. Gene Ontology annotation, cellular component: cytoplasmic dynein complex; centrosome; cytoplasm. Gene Ontology annotation, biological process: microtubule-based movement. NCBI's taxonomy places the organism in Eukaryota, Metazoa, Arthropoda, Insecta, Diptera, Drosophilidae. Gene Ontology annotation, molecular function: dynein intermediate chain binding. The record is from RefSeq and is a predicted model, not a curated record.
AGUACCCCUGUGGAUAGUACCCCAUAAGUACUCCAUGAGUCUGUCAUUUAAACAAAAAUAGUCGUAAUACAAAAAGUCGCACCAGAAAAAUGUCUGCCGAAAAAAAAGGACACCCAGAAAACGAGCACAUCGACAGAUCCUACGAUGGCGAUGCCUUCAUCAACCAUUUCGCUCGACGGGGCGCGCGGGAGAUCAUCAUCAUGGAUGCCAGUGGCAAUACCCUGCGUUCGACUGUCAGUCCGCGGCGCACCCACAUGUAUGUGUCCUCUCUGAAGCCCCUGGUGACAAUGGCGCGCAAUGUGGUGAGGGAUCUGAAUCCCUCCAAUGACAUAACAUUCAUGCGCCUCCGCUCCAAUGGGGGCGAGGUGCACAUCACACUCGGCACCGAUUUCAUUUUGAUUGUCAUACAACGCAUCAAAAGGAAAAGUACACCCAAAAACUAAUUGAUAAUACGCGUAAAUACUGCGAGUGUGUGUGUUGGUGUGUGUGUGUGUGUGUGGGCCAUGCUAUGUACACGUACAUAUACAAACACAAAAUGAAGAUUAAAUUGCUG